GAAUAGAAUCAGCAUUAAAGUGGAAUAGAGGAGACACUAGCCCAACUCUCCAGAAAAUCAUCUAGAAGUUGCGAAACAAUUUCAACAAAACCUUUUGGCGUCCAAGUCAGCUCAAGUUCUGCCGUGCUGAGUCGUCCCUCGUUCACAUCAUUGAUACACAUGACAAAGGCUAUGUUUGUGACUAUGGCUACAUUUUGGUCAGAAUCCAGACUAAAUUUCCUGGGCGCCUCCUGCCAUUUGGGCUUCAAGCAGGCUGUCUGGCCUCAUGGCACCAAUUUUCAAGAGCAGCAGUCUCGCUUAGUAUCUCGGCAAAUCGUGUCCCAAAAAAACUCAACAAAAACAAAGGAAACGAACAGUAUCUUCUAGCGAAUUGUAUCGUCACAGAAGGGCAGGAGAGGAAUAUUCCACUAUAAUUAGGUGGACUGACGAUGCGGUACAAGCUAAUUCGCAAUCAUUGCACGGUAGCUGCCCAUAUCUGAUUUACAGAAUCCCGAGAUCCAAAAUCAGCCUUGGAACGCCACCAUGCAGCCACCAAACUCAACUCCGCUCAGCCUCGCCUUCGAAGCUGAACAUAUCACCCAAGUAGAAUCCCUCCACAAUGGCGGGCGACCCCCUCAGCAUCGCAGCCAGCAUCCUCGGUGUUUCAGCCGCAGGCUUCAAGAUAGCCCAAGGCCUCUACAACAUCGCAUCCUCCAUAGGAUCCUCCGGCGAAGAAAUAAGGCUCUUCGCAUCCGAUACCGAUAUUUUCUCACACAUGCUGUACAGUCUCAGUCAGACUCUCGAGUCAACCGCGGCGAACUCCACCUCGCACUCACCACGUCUGCUCGUCACAACGGAAGAUGCCGUCAAGCUGUGUGAGCAGGUAUUGCAGCCCUUUGAGAGGAUUAUUAAAAGGCUGAAUCCGUUGCUGGUAAGGUUCAAAGAGAGUCAGAGGAAGUUAAAACAGUUGGGGAUGAGGAUUAGGUGGGUGUUUAGGGAGAAGAGUAAAGUGUUGUUUUAUCAGCGGAUGUUGAAUUCACUCAAGAGUACCUUGACGUGUUUGUUGGCAUCGACUAAUCUGAAUGUGGCAUCUGACCUGGGUGCAGAACAUACAGCGCUUCUUCGUAUCCAAGUUGAAAAUGCUCAAGGAGUCAUCAAACACAAUGUUGAGAUGGCUCCAACAAGACUCCUCGAGCUUGGAGCUACAAAUGCAGUAGCCUAUCCCGGUCGCACUUUACAGGAUGUGCCUUCUGAGUCUCAAGUAGAGAUGGACGGCCUGGAAGAUGAUGCAUUUAUUGUCCCCAGAAGUGACGCUGGACCGUCGGCGUCUAGAAGAGAUACAAGAGUGGCAGAGGACAAUCUCGACAGCCAAGAGUCUUUUGACUGCCAGAUUGACGAAGCACUACAGAGUCCUCCCGGAUCGACGAGUUGCUCACCACAGGCACUUUAUGAGGAUAUCAGGAGUCUACAACGGAGGAUCAUCGAAUUUGCGAGCCAAACACUUGAGACAGCCGAUGACUUACCACCUUCUUAUGAUCUCCCAACUGCUGGCAAUAGUGAUGGAAGGAUCUCAGGCCUUCGAGAAAACACCAAUUCAAAUGUCGUUGACAGACAGGGGCUCUCAAUUAUGAUUCCAUAUCAAAGUCCGAGAGCAAAGAAUUCUAAUCGUGGAAUGACCCUGCUGGAGCUCCAGGAGAAAAACCAAAUUCUUAUCGAAGAUACACUUGGAUAUUUCAAUUACAUUCCUUCAUCAGUCGGCGCUAGCUGGGAGGGUCUCAAAAACUUUCUCCAGGAUUGUUACAGUUAUCAAUUCAUGUACAAUACCGAAACUGCUCCAUCCUACGCUGGCCCUCGAUACAUCGUACACCCACAGGCUGUCCAAGGCAUGGCUGGGGCUAACCAGGAGGGUCGAAUAUACACUAUUCUUGAUUUCAAAUCUUUCGAGACCGAGCACGGCGUAAAGAUGCAAGGAGAUCAGAAACUGUACCUUAAGCACGCUUUUCAACGCGCCAUCGAGCGAGAUCAAUAUCUGCUGGAGGACCAUAGUGGCAAUGGAGCACACGUUCAGAAUAUCUUCCGGAAAGAGAACUGGACGAAGCGAACAUGGCUCAAUGCUCAGCUCCUGUUGCGGUUCGAUAACCCUUUCUUUAACGAUGUCAAGGAUGUGAAAGUGUCGUGUUGACUGCUACGAAGCUGUCCCGUUCCUAGGCUGUCUUACUUCGAGGACAACGGGAGGGAAUUUGGAUAUAUAGAUGUGUUUCCAUAAAAUGGUUGAUUUACCCUGGUGUUUCCUCUUAUCUGGACUGGUUCGUGAUAUACCGUACAGCUGGUACAUAAAUCUUGAGAUUUUAAUACCCACUGAUA
Molecule: messenger RNA, 2343 nt
Organism: Cadophora gregata
Lineage: Eukaryota; Fungi; Ascomycota; Leotiomycetes; Helotiales; Ploettnerulaceae
Exons: 5
Coding region: 599-2161 (520 amino acids)
Source: RefSeq, a predicted model, not a curated record